GAAAUGCCAAAGCCAAGGAAAGACCGUCCCAAUAGAAUUACGAAAUCAGCAGGUUCGGUAGUUCAAUUUUCGACACAGAGUGAUUUUACUAUACAACAUUAUGCAAAUGCCGAAUUUGAAGGGAAAGCACCUCCAGGGCGGAUGAAAAAAGCAGCAGCUAAAACAAUGACUUCUGAAGUGCAAAGUAUGAAGGAUACAAAACAGGUUCUGGAACUGGUCGGUGCCGUAGGUGGAGAUGGAUCAGAUUCAAAUUGGUUUGACAAAGAUUUGGACGAAUUUAACAUUGACAUAGACACUAUAGACCAAACAUCAGAGGAAGGAAUAGAAUCAGAUGUUCCAGAAAAGAAACUAAAUCAAAGAAAGAGGAGACUGAAGGGAAGUGAGAGUCAGGACACAGGUAUCUCAUACCCAAUGGACUUGUGGUAUGUCUUAAGUCAAUAUGUUCAUCCCGAGGACCUUUCAGUAUUCUGCAGGCUGUGUCGCAGUACCUACGUUGUGACCAACACUAUCCAGUUCUGGAAAGGCAUUUACAAAAGACAUGUUAAAGACCUAUCCAAGCUUCCAGAUUUCCUACAGCCUGUCUGUCUAGAGCGGAUCCACGGCUUGCGGCAGCGAGUCAUCAGGGCCCUGUUUUUUGUGUAUCCCGUGUUCAUUAGUCGGACCAUGACCGCAGCACCAUUCCAGGAGCAACAUUUAUGCUACAAUCUCAAGGGACACCUCUGUCUUGUGUCAUGGCAUGAACCGAACAAAAAUAUGUGGAACUUUAAUUUUAAAUUUAGAAAAGAGCGUAUGGGAGAAAUUAAUAGUUUAUUACGUCUCAAUGGUGAGCCUCAGAGUCUUCACUCAGGUUACAAAGACCUACAUCAUAAUUUGGAGAACGAUUCAUACGUUCUUCGUGUGACUUGUAAAAACUUCACAGCGAUCCCUCCAGUCAUGGGCCUGGUGCUGACAAAUGUGUUGCUUCGACUGUCAGCUAGCAUGAGAUAUUUUACUAUACGGCUUAUGUUUGACACUACACUCAAGCAAGGAAUGGGGGCCAGUGAUAGGGACAGACAAAGCCUGGAAAAAGUGGUCAUUCUUGACCCUGUAGUGGACGUUCGAGUAUUUCCUUGGUGGCAUCCUAACUACCCUCACCAAGGCAUGUGACACUUAGGUAUAGUUAAGUGUUAUUAAAAUAUUCUCAUGCAUUGCUAUGUUUCAUUUUGCUUCACAAAGUAAUAUUUUGAAUUUAUACCGUACAGCAGGUUAUUUUUGCGACACCUAAAUAAUUUGAUUUGAUCUUAUAAAGCUAUAUGAUUUUCACAAACCCUUUAAUGUGCCAUUUUUGUAAUGAUAAUAACGAAAUGUCCUGAAGUCAUUCAGCUUUUACUAUAAUACUGAGAGUAACUCAGUAAUCCUUUGGUUUUUUUUCUUUAAGAAACCAAAAUGUAUCCUAAUAGUGACAUAUGGACCAGAGUCUAUCUCCACAUGUAAAAACCCAUUUAAAAAGGUUACAAAUGUCCUCAUUUCUCUGGUGAUUUCUUGUAAGUUUUUUUUCUCAUUAGAAAUCAAUUGCCUGAGAUGUGAUACUUUAAAAUCUGUGCAGUGUACAGUUGUGCCUAAUAUUAUAUCUUUCCAGCAAAUUCAGCAAAAAUUACAUGUGGAAAGAAACCUGUUAUAUGGUAUAAAUGAUUUAUAUAUUUUCAUCAUGUUCAGAAAUAUGAAGGAGCAAAUGUUCAAGCUGUGUUCCAGAUUUUUGUAAAAGAUACGGUAAACCAUUGGUCGGUCAGAUAAAAGUGAAUUAAAUAUUGUUGAACUAUUAGGAUUAUACAAAAUGAUGCUUGUGAAAAUACUUUAGAAUUAGAACUAUCAGAGUUAAUAUCACCCAUCACUAGACAGAAAAUUAUUUUUAUAAAAAAAAAAACAUGUGUUUGAACAACCAGCUGAGUCAAAUUGACUUGCGAUUUACCAUUCCUGAGAGUAGCCAUGUCUUUGGAUCAAAGAUAAACACAUAUUUAUGUAGGUAUUAUAUAUAUGAAAAAUGUCUCAUUAAAAAGAAAACUAUCUUCGUUUUAACAUUAGUGAAAAUGGUUCCUUUUUCAAAAACAUAUCAUAAUAUAUUUUGAUAAACUAGCUGUUUGGAAACUCGUACUUAAAUUUCUUCGGUCAACUUAGUUUUGGAAUAGAGUUUAAAUUCAAGCACAUAUUAACAUCAUCUAAAUGAGUUGAUAGUAUAGUUUUUUAUCAAAGAUAAGUUGGGUUUUUUAUGAAUUUGAUUUUAUUUUCUAAUGAUUUUUUUUAAUUAUAUCAUAUUAAUUAUUUUCAAAAGUACAGAUGAUGUUUCUUAAAGUUUUAGCACCAGAUCCAUAGAAAGACAUCAAAAUAUUUAAUUUAUAUAUCAUUAUUAAAUAUGUUGCUUUUUAGAAAGAAAAUUUCAGUCUUUUUUUGCUAGUCUAAUGAAUUUUACUAUAGUUUUCACUUUUUAAAAAUGUUGCCUCAUUUGUUUUGUUAACUGGUCAUUUGAUUAAUUUGAUAUAAAAAAAAUAAACACAAUUUGUAAUUACAUUGUUUUGUAUCACUUGA
Molecule: messenger RNA, 2562 nt
Organism: Ylistrum balloti
Lineage: Eukaryota; Metazoa; Mollusca; Bivalvia; Pectinida; Pectinidae
Product: transmembrane protein 183-like
Exons: 5
Coding region: 4-1146 (380 amino acids)
Biological process (GO): regulation of protein stability
Cellular component (GO): SCF ubiquitin ligase complex
Source: RefSeq, a predicted model, not a curated record